GCUCCGCUCUGGACCAGUUUGGGGAAGUUGCCGGAGCCCCGUGUCGCCCAGAUGUGCGACCUCAUUGAGCCGCAGCCGGCCGAGAAGAUCGGCAAGAUGAAGAAGUUGCGGAGAACUUUGUCGGAGAGUUUCAGCCGCAUUGCUUUGAAGAAAGACGACACCACCUUUGAUGAGGUAGGUUAAAUUUCUUUAUCUAAUGUUAGAUGU
Molecule: messenger RNA, 207 nt
Organism: Odobenus rosmarus divergens (Pacific walrus)
Lineage: Eukaryota; Metazoa; Chordata; Mammalia; Carnivora; Odobenidae
Gene: CDK14
Product: cyclin-dependent kinase 14-like
Exons: 2
Coding region: 52-183 (43 amino acids)
Biological process (GO): protein phosphorylation
Cellular component (GO): cytoplasm; nucleus; cytosol
Molecular function (GO): ATP binding; cyclin-dependent protein serine/threonine kinase activity; cyclin binding
Source: RefSeq, a predicted model, not a curated record